Molecule: messenger RNA, 1443 nt
Organism: Arvicola amphibius (Eurasian water vole)
Lineage: Eukaryota; Metazoa; Chordata; Mammalia; Rodentia; Cricetidae
Product: olfactory receptor 12D2-like
Exons: 5
Coding region: 1-1443 (480 amino acids)
Biological process (GO): G protein-coupled receptor signaling pathway
Cellular component (GO): membrane
Molecular function (GO): G protein-coupled receptor activity; olfactory receptor activity
Source: RefSeq, a predicted model, not a curated record
AUGCCUGCUUGGGUUGGGGGCUGGGACAAAGCAAUAAGUGGGGGGAGGGAGGUAGAAGAGGAAGAUAUGUGGAAACCUCAGGAGAUGGGAAUGCAGAGGGACAGGAAAGGUUGCCAAAGAAGUUCUGCUGCAGAGCUGGGAAUGAGAUUGAGGGACUGGAUCUGGGGGAACAGAGGAGACAAACAGAUUAAGGAAUGGAAUAAAGGGAGUGGUGAGCUCAGGAGACUCCUAGAUGUUGGAGAUGUCAGAGCUGUGGAUACCUGCCAAGGACAGCUGCUCACAGAGAAUGGAACCAGCCCAAAGGAAGAGGAUUCACCCCAGAGUCAGCCUCUGUCCAACUCUCCUGCAGCCUGGGGAUUCUCUCAGUGCCUCCCAGCAACAUGGGCCUUCCACACACUGAUUCUCAUUCUUCUCUUCUGUACACAGAAUAAACCAAGCACAUCUUUAAAUGAAAGGAACCAGAGGAAGCUACUCCUUAUAGCUAUGUCUGCUCUGACAAGUGUAUCUCAGGGAGUGUUAUUGAAUCACACCUUAGUCACUGAAUUUCUCCUCUUGGGAGUGACAGACAUAGAAGAAUUGAACCCUGUUCUCUUUGUCACAUUCCUUACCAUGUACUUUGUCAAUGUGGCUGGGAAUGGAGCCAUCCUGACGAUCGUCAUCUUGGAUCCAAGACUCCACUCACCUAUGUAUUUCUUCCUGGGAAACUUAGCGUGUCUAGAUAUCUGCUACUCCACCGUGACAGUGCCAAAGAUGCUGGAGAACUUCCUCUCCACAAGCAAAGCAAUUUCCUUUCUGGGAUGCAUAACCCAGCUUCAUUUCUUCCACUUCCUGGGUAGCACAGAGGCCUUGCUACUGACAGUAAUGGCAUUUGAUCGUUUCAUGGCUAUCUGCAAACCACUCCAUUACUCUUUCAUCAUGAAUCGUCAAGUCUGUAUCCAGAUGGCUUUCACCAUUUGGGCUAUUCCUUUUCUCCAUGCUCUUCUUCACUCCAUAAUGACAUCUCGUUUGAACUUUUGUGGUUCCAACCAUAUCCAUCAUUUCUUCUGUGAUGUUAAGCCAUUACUGGAGCUGGCCUGUGGAAAUACUGAACUCAACAGGUGGUUGCUUAAUACUCUCACAGGGACCAUUGCCAUUGGUCUCUUCUUUCUCACGUUUCUCUCCUAUUUCUACAUUAUCACCCACCUGUUUCUCAAGACCCGUUCUUGCAGCAUGCUCCACAAGGCACUGUCCACCUGUGCCUCUCACUUCAUGGUUGUUGUUAUUUUCUAUGCCCCUGUUCUCUACAUCUAUAUCAGUCCUGCUUCAGGGAGUUCCCUGGAAGAGGACAGGAUUAUUGCCGUCAUGUACACUGUGGUCACUCCUGCACUCAAUCCACUUAUAUAUAGUCUAAGGAACAAGGAAGUGAGGGGUGCUUUUAAUAGGAAAAUCAGAAUACAGCUUUAA